CAAAAGAUGCGGAUGAGCUGUAAUGGUUGCAGAGUUCUUCGAAAAGGGUGUAGUGAGGAUUGCAGUAUUAGACCGUGUUUGGCUUGGAUCAAGUCGCCUGAAGCGCAAGCCAACGCAACCGUGUUUCUUGCCAAGUUCUAUGGCCGUGCUGGACUCAUGAAUCUCAUCAACGCCGGUCCCGAUCAUCUCCGUCCUGGGAUUUUCCGAUCGUUGUUGCACGAAGCUUGUGGGAGGAUUGUGAAUCCGAUCUAUGGUUCAGUGGGGUUGUUAUGGUCGGGAAAUUGGCACCUUUGUCAAGCCGCCGUGGAGGCUGUUAUGAAAGGUGACCCGAUCACAGAGAUAGCCACCGAGGCAGCGACGAACGGCCAAGGUCCGCCGCUAAAGAUGUAUGACAUCCGACAUAUAUCAAAGGAUGAGAACUCCGGCUCUGCUACUGCGUCAACCGACCUGAAACGGACGAAAAGUCGCCGGACUAAGCGAGUCGCCGCCGUCGUUAAACCGGAGGAAUCGGGGGGAAAAUCCGGCGGAGGAGAGGCUAGUCACGAGUCGUCGUUGAGUCACCAGUCUGAAAUUGUGGCUGCUCAUGAAGGAGAAAGCAAAGAAUCGGAAAGCAAUGUCCCGGAGGCCAUGACAUUCUCGCCGCCGGCUGUGCAGGGCGCCGCCGGGGAGAUCAAGCUUGACCUAACUUUAGGGCUCGAGCCGGUGUCACGUGCGUAUCACGUGGUACCUGUUAAGAAGAGAAAGAUCGGCGUGUUUGGCACGUGUCAGGAGGAGAGCCCGUGUAAGACUGAGCUUGUGCUCUAA
Messenger RNA from Thlaspi arvense, 804 nucleotides. NCBI's taxonomy places the organism in Eukaryota, Viridiplantae, Streptophyta, Magnoliopsida, Brassicales, Brassicaceae. The record is from the annotation of a GenBank genome assembly.